GUUGUGCAUGUAUAUGCGUUCAUAGGUGCAUGUAUGUGCGGUGGCAUCCAGCCCACCCCAAAACAUCACAUAUAUAGUCAUGUGAUCUCGGGACAAUUUAUAUAUCAUUGGGGUUCAGCUUCAACAGCCAACUGCCUUCGGUAACCUCAUCCCGACCCACCUAAAGACAGGUCUUAAUCUAAGCAUGUCAUACAGAGAAGACGCUGAUUAUGAGGAGCAAGAGGGUCUUGUAGAGGCCGGCGGAAAGCAAACACCCAAUCCACAUCAUGCAGAUGCUGCUGAGGAACCUGGGGAAGAAGGAGAAACAAAACCGAAGCAUAAACCCUUUGUGCCAGCUUUGGUGCCUCCCAAAAUUCCUGAUGGAGAGAAGGUUGAUUUUGAUGAUAUUCACCGCAAACGUAUGGAGAAAGACCUGACGGAGCUACAGACGCUCAUUGAGGCUCACUUUGAGGGCAGAAAGAAAGAAGAAGAGGAGCUGAUCAACCUCACCCAACGGAUCGAGAACCGGAGGGCAGACCGAGCGGAGCAGCACCGGAUCCGCACGGAGCGCGAGAAAGAGCGGCAAAACAAACUAGCCGAGGAAAGAGCACGAAAAGAGGAGGAAGAGGCCAAGAGGAAGGCCGAUGAUGACGCGAAGAAGAAGAAGGUUCUCACGAGCUUCCAGUACACCGGAUACAUGCAAAGGACAGACAAGAGGGGCGGGCCUAAGAAGCAAACAGAGAGGGAGAAGAAAAAGACGGUUCUCAGCGAACGCCGCAAGGAACUGAACAUCGAAAACCUGAACGCCGAUAAACUGAGAGAAACCGCCAGCGAACUCUGGAAGUGGAUGCGCCAACUCGAAGCCGAGAAGUUCGAGCUGCAAUACAGAUACGUGUGCCAGAAAUACGAGAUCACCGUCCUUAGGAACCGUGUCAGCGACCAUCAGAAAAACACCAAAGGCUCGAGGAGUAAGAGAGGACUGCGGAAAUAAAGGAGCUUCUCAAAGACACCAGCAACGUCUAUAUAUAUAUAUAUAUAUAUAUAUAUAUAUAUAUAUAUAUAUAUAUAUAUAUAUAUAUAUAUAUAUCAUAAGAAAAAAUAUGCUUUAAUAUAAUCAUCUUCAUUCUGACCCUCAUGUUUUUUUGGAAGCACCACAAAGAAUAAAAGCAGUGAUCUGUUUGAAAUACGAAACGCUGAAGUUGGUUUUAAAGUGACUAACUUGAAAUGAAUGACUCUUUUCAGUGUUAAUUAUAUGCAUGUAAUGAUAUAUAAAGUGCCACGGUGUGCAUAGCUGUCGUUUAUGAUUGUAUGAUCUUGUUGAUGUAUCAUAAUACGUGAAGUGAAAGUAGAUCUAAAAGCGUUGCAUGCAUUAUCGCAUGAUAAAGCAUUCUCAUGAAGUAUAUAUAUAUGUAAGAAUAAAUUAGUUUUUUA
This is a messenger RNA of Puntigrus tetrazona (Sumatra barb), 1410 nucleotides long. RefSeq names its product troponin T type 2b (cardiac) (gene tnnt2b). Gene Ontology annotation, cellular component: troponin complex. The record is from RefSeq and is a predicted model, not a curated record. Gene Ontology annotation, molecular function: troponin I binding; tropomyosin binding; troponin C binding. The coding region runs from base 185 to 970 and encodes 261 amino acids. Gene Ontology annotation, biological process: cardiac muscle contraction; regulation of muscle contraction; sarcomere organization. NCBI's taxonomy places the organism in Eukaryota, Metazoa, Chordata, Actinopteri, Cypriniformes, Cyprinidae. The transcript is spliced from 14 exons.